Paramacrobiotus metropolitanus is the source of this 1584-nucleotide messenger RNA. Its product is annotated as transmembrane protease serine 9-like. Bases 1 to 1584 code for a protein of 527 amino acids. Gene Ontology annotation, molecular function: serine-type endopeptidase activity. Gene Ontology annotation, biological process: proteolysis. The transcript is spliced from 8 exons. The record is from RefSeq and is a predicted model, not a curated record. NCBI's taxonomy places the organism in Eukaryota, Metazoa, Tardigrada, Eutardigrada, Parachela, Macrobiotidae.
AUGCAGUCGCGCUUUCCUGUAUCUGCUCAGGCAUUCAUUGUGUCGACAAUACCAACCGGACUGCUUACCAGUAGGCGACAGAUAUGCGGCGGCGUGAUCAUCGGCAGUCAGACCAUCUUGACCACCGCCCAUUGCUUGCUGGAUGAAACUACGAGAGCUACUGACCACUUUCCCAGAGCUCCAUUACCGGUAAGCCGCAUCCAGGUGGUCGUGGGUGCCCUGGACAGCGACGCCCCGGCUUCCAACGUCUACGAUCCCACCCACUGCGCCCAGACGUUCACCGUGAAAUCGGCCACAACGCACCCGGCAUAUAACGACACGGUCAAGGACAACGACAUUGGCAUUAUCACGCUGACGACGGCCAUUAAUGUUGACCAGAAGCCGUGCGCCUGUACACUGUGCUUCAGCUCACGCCAGCCGGCAGUCGGUGAGAUGUGCGCGGUGACGGGAUUUGGUUUUCCGGACUUCACGGACGGAGGCGCACUAGUCUGUUGGGACCCGAUCAACAAAGUCUAUUAUUUGGCGGGUGUUAUAGCUGUGGUGGACGAUUUUUGCAUUUUCAACCUGCAUGGCAACCAAAAUACGAAAGUAGCACUGUAUUUGCAAUGGAUUUCGGACAAUGCUUUAUCCGGCGACAUUAACGUAUUCCCGAACCCGACUGUCACCCCUCCCACUACCGUUCCUCCAGGAACAACAAACACCCCAACUCCACCCACGGCCACACCGGAAGCAUGUGGUAUUCCCGGCAACGGCCAAAUCGAUGCGUUUGGCAUCGCUUUGGUCGUCGUCAGUCAGGGAAACGGUCGCAAGACGACGUGCGGUGGGAUCAUUAUCGGGACGCGAACCAUCCUUACGGCGGGCACAUGCAUGGUGACCUCCAGUGGCGUCACGAUCUCCAGUGCGUCGGCGUACACCGUGACCGUCGGAGCAGUGGACAGCAGUACACCGUCAUCGAAUGCGCAAGAUGUUACCGGAUGUGCGCAGACCUUUACCGUGCAAAAUGUUACACUGCACCCGGGUUAUGUCUUCGCCACGGACGAUAACGACAUCGGUAUUCUAACGUUAUCGAGUGCCAUCGAUCUUGUCAACAAACCGUGUGCAUGCGCAAUAUGUCUGGCAUACCGAGUGCCGGCAUUCAACGAUACCUGCGUCAUUAGUGGCUACGGAACCGAAAACAACGGAAAACCGAUCCGUAAUGCAGUACCCUUGAAGUGGACUACACAAAAAAUCAUCCCACAGUCGGGCAGUUGCGCCGUGUUCUGCUCGGGAAGCACUUGCACUAACGUCAGCAAUUACCUUUGCAGUCAAGGUGCGACAGGCCAGGAUCAGUGCAUCGGGGACAACGGCGGGCCGUUGGUAUGCUAUGAUCCCACCCGCAACAACUACUAUUUAGCCGGCGUCAUGGCCUUUACGAGCGAGACGUGCGGAAGCGGUCAAGGCGGACAGAGCACGGCAGUUACACUGUAUUUGUCGUGGAUAGUGGCCAAUGCUCUGCCGGGCGAUGUUCAAGUGGAAUCUAGACGGCGUUUUGGUGACCCUAACGACCAAUCCAACAGUUUACAGUUCCCAGUCUUUGUAGACUAA